Messenger RNA from Saccharomycodes ludwigii, 2775 nucleotides. RefSeq names its product DEAD-box RNA helicase PRP5 (gene PRP5). The coding region runs from base 1 to 2775 and encodes 924 amino acids. Gene Ontology annotation, molecular function: nucleic acid binding; RNA helicase activity; ATP binding. NCBI's taxonomy places the organism in Eukaryota, Fungi, Ascomycota, Saccharomycetes, Saccharomycodales, Saccharomycodaceae. The record is from RefSeq and is a predicted model, not a curated record. Gene Ontology annotation, biological process: mRNA splicing, via spliceosome. Gene Ontology annotation, cellular component: nucleus. The transcript has a single exon.
AUGAGUAACAAUAUUGAAGUAAGUGAACAUACUUUAGCAAAGGAGGAGAAUGCUAGGAAGAAAUUAUUGGAGGAAAGACGUAAAAGGCUUUCUAAAUGGAAGUUACGUAAACAACAAAACGAUGCAGCGAAACAGAUGCAAAGUACCACUUCUACUAAUGUUCAAGUUGAAAAUACUAACAAACUUAAUACCAGUAAUAAUUCUUUAACAGAUGCGGGUGGUUAUUCCGCCAAUAUUAACAAGAAUAAUAAUACUGAUAGCAAGAGCUCAGGCAGAUUUAGUCAAAAAUUGAGCAGUGGCUCGACAACAGCUCCAUCGAAGGAGUCCACAAAAAAAAAGGGUAAAAAAUUAACAUUCGAACAAGCUGAUGAGGACACGGAAGAAGGGACCAAUCCUACUAAUAUCAAGGAAAAUACUAUAAUGGAUUUGACUUAUGGCGUAACCAAUGGUACGAGAGACAACACUGAUAAUUCCAAUGAUCCUUUAGAUGUUUUUAUGGAUGAUUUAAAUAAAAAUAUUGAAGCAGAGGAGAAAAAAAUGAAUUCCAGAAAAAGAAGGAGUAGUUUUGACCAAUUUAUACCAAACUUCAACGAUGAGGCAGGUUUACUAUCCGACGAUUCUUAUUCCAUAGCGUUGCCAGUUGACAAUGAGGGUGAAGAUUCAAAUUCUGAAUUAAAAUUAAAACAGAAACAAAGAAAGAAAAAAAGGAAAAGUAAGCGCAUUAAAAGACUAAACACUAAUUUUUCAGACUUGAUUCCCUUUACUAAAAAUUUUUACAUGGAACCUGAAGAGUUGGGUAAAUUAAGCGAUGAGGAAGUCUCUAAUUUGAGAUUUUCUUUAGAUAAUAUUCAAGUUCACGGUUCAGGAGUAAUACCCAAACCGAUUGUGAAAUGGUCACAUUUGGGAUUAAGUUCAGAAAUUAUGGAUACUAUUAUUAACAAAUUGAAAUUUAUUCAGCCCACCCCAAUCCAAGCGCAAGCAAUACCAUGUAUCAUGAGUGGGAGGGACGUGUUGGGUGUGUCCAAAACAGGAUCUGGAAAAACAAUUUCAUUUUUGUUACCUUUAUUAAGGCAGAUUGAGCAGCAGCCGCCAUUAUUGCCACCACUGGAAACUGGCCCUCUAGGGUUGAUAUUAUCGCCAACAAGGGAACUAGCUGCUCAAAUUUUUGAGGAGGCACAAAUUUUUUUAGAACAUAGCGUUAGUACUAGGGGGGGAAAUAAAAUCAGAUGUUUGAAUUGUACUGGUGGCACCGAAUUGAAAGACCAAAUUAAACAAAUUAAAAGGGGGGUUGAAAUAAUUGUUGCUACUCCUGGGAGAUUUAUAGAUUUAUGUACAUUAAAUUCGGGGAAACUACUAAGAACAGAUCGUAUUACGAUGGUUAUCCUGGACGAAGCUGAUAGGUUGUUUGAUAUGGGAUUUGGGCCGCAGGUUAAAAAUAUUAUGAGAGGUAUCAGGAAAGAUAGACAAUGUGUAUUAUUUAGUGCCACGUUCCCUGAAAGCUUGAAGAAUUUUACUCGAAUGUUUUUGAACGAUCCCAUCUCUAUAACGAUUAGCUCUAAGGAUUUGAUUAAUGAAAAUAUUGAACAAAGAUGUACCGUGGUUGCUGACGAAUUUGAAAAAUUUCAUGUUUUAAGGAAUGUUUUGCUAGAAAGUUAUGAUUCCACUACCAUAAACGAGGACGUUAACAACGGCAAAAAAAUUAUCAUAUUUGUUGUUUCUCAAGACAAUUGUGAUUUGCUGUAUAAUAAUCUAAAAAAUCCAAAAAGGAAUUUCCCUCAAAUAUUGCCCAAAAGUUUGACUGAUAAUAUUUAUGCAAUCCAUGCAGGAAAACAAUCUACUGAGAGACAACUGAAUUUGAUGAAAUUUAAGAAGCCUGGUGAAUUUAGUGUAUUGAUAUGUACUGAAAUUUUAAGUCGUGGACUAAAUGUACCAGAGGUUGGACUGGUUGUUAUAUAUGACGCAGUCAAAGCAUUCCCACAAUAUGUGCACACUACGGGAAGAACAGCAAGAUCUGCAGACAAGAGAGGUGUAGCACACACUUUUUUGUUAAAUAACGAGUGUGAUAUAAGAGCAAGUUAUAUCUUACAGAAAUCAAUGAGAGAAACUGAGUUAGCACAAAUGGAACCAGAACAUUUAAAAAAUUUGAACAGUAUGGCCGAUGAAUUUUCUGUUGGAUUGAAAAAUGGUAAAUAUAGGUUGUUGGAGGGAUUUGGCGGUAAAGGCUUGGAGCAUAUGGAAGAAUUAUUUAAACGUAAUAAAAGCGGGUAUCUGGGUGGUAACGAUACUUUGUUACUGUUAUCCGACAACGAUGAAGAUGAAGAUGAUCCAGAAUUAGAACAGCAAAGGCUAGAAUAUGAAAUAACUAAAGUAUAUGAAGAGGAACAAAACCCAAACCAUGUUACAGUUGUUGCUUCCAGCAACGCUCAUGCUAAUGUUCUUAAUGACAACAAGAUGAAUAAUAAUGUUAUAAGCUAUAGAGCUAAAGUCCAAAUUAACGAUUUACCGCAACUAGCUCGGUGGGAAAUGACCAAAAAUGAAACGUUAUUGGAAAUAAAAAGAGAAACUGGUUGUAGUAUUACAACUAAGGGGAGAUUUUAUAAAACAAGCGAAUCAUUAUUAAAAAAAAACAAGGUGGUUGACGAGCCCAGAUUAUAUUUGUUACUGGAAAACAAAGUGAAGGACGAUUUAGAAUUGGCGAUUCAGAUUUUACAAGAUAAAUUACAUAAGGGGUUGAUUAAACAUGAAACACAGGAAACUCAUAAAUUCGGAUUAUAA